Macrobrachium nipponense is the source of this 2213-nucleotide messenger RNA. Its product is annotated as organic cation transporter protein-like. The record is from RefSeq and is a predicted model, not a curated record. NCBI's taxonomy places the organism in Eukaryota, Metazoa, Arthropoda, Malacostraca, Decapoda, Palaemonidae. Gene Ontology annotation, biological process: transmembrane transport. Gene Ontology annotation, molecular function: transmembrane transporter activity. Gene Ontology annotation, cellular component: membrane. The transcript has 13 exons. The coding region runs from base 464 to 2077 and encodes 537 amino acids.
AGAGAGAGAGAGAUCUUUCUCAGAAUAUAUAGCCUUGACGUGUGCGAAGAUGUCUCAUGUCACACCUCAUAUUUCCCAGAUAACAUAUCCUAUGAUAUAUCGGUGUUUGUGUGCGUGCGUCCUUCUAAUAUCUACUAAAUACGAAGUCUAAGUAUUAUCAAACAUCAUUCGCACCGAGUACGUGCUCCACGGCAUCUUGGAACCGUUACGAUUAUUUGACCGCUGAAAGUAAGAAUUAAGUGAAUGUCUUAACGAAACCGACCUUUAACUCGCGCCGUCAAUGACUCGUUCUUACCACUGGGACUCUCUAGAGUAGUUCUUCGGCCUCUUAGUCCUUCGUUAGAUCACGAGCUGACAGAUCCGUUGCUCCCGUGAUGUCAGUGUUUGAUCUCUAAGUACCUAUCUAUUCCUUCGAGUAACUUUUGCGGAGUUGAAGAUUCUUCCUAAGUGACGUACUGCCAAAAUGAGCAACACGAAAUUCGACGAACUCCUCAGUAACCUGAAGACGUCGAAAUGGAAUAUCAUGUACUUCAUGUUCGCUUCCACUUGGUUCUUCCUGAUUCCAUUUCAAAGUCUGAGCGGUGCUUACAUUGCUCCAAGCGUUGGCUUCCACUGUCGUCCGCCGGAGAAUCUCAACAACGUUACCAUUUCGGAAGAUAACUGCUCGUACAAAGUAAACACAUCCAGUGAGGUGCAAGAACUUCCGUGUACGAGUUGGGAUUUCGACAAGUCGAUCUUUUCCUCAACUGCAACGAGCGAGUUCAAUUUAGUUUGUGAUCGCGAGUACCUGAGAGCAACGUAUCAAAGUAUCAAGAUGUUUGGCACCUUCGUCAGUCCCGUCAUUGGUGGAUAUUUUGCUGACAGAUUUGGCAGAAAGAUCGUAGUUGUGGUGACAUUAGUCACCUUCACACUGUGCAGCAGCGGCAUCGCCUUCCUGCACAACAUCUACGCCAUCCUGGUGUUCCGAUUCAUCGUUGGAUUCGUGAAUAUUCCGACGUUUUACACCUUGACGAUGGAAGUCACCGAAAUGCGGCUGCGGUCUUUCGUGGGCAUUCUGACGGCGCUGCCGUGGGCGUUCGGCACUAUGGCCUGGGGAGGAAUAGCCUACUUCAUAAGAGACUGGAGGACCCUUCAGUUGGCUGUGUCCCUCCCAAACCUCAUUCUUUUCCCAGUUCUUUAUUUCAUGGACGAAUCACCCCGUUGGCUGAUCACAAAAGGACAGCACGAGAAAGCAACGAAAGUGUUGAAGAAAGCUGCGCGUUGGAACAAUUCCAAACUGCCCCCUGAGGAUGAGCUGCGGUCUCUUAUGCAGGAGAUAGAAGAAGAGGCAAAAAAGGAGAGCGAAUCUCCCAAAGAUGCGGCACCAUCUGCUCAAACCAACUCCUCAAGAGUUCGCAAGAAACUUUGUAAUCUGUCGAGGCCUCUUCUUUGCAGCACGAGGAAAAUCAGCCUAAUCACUGUCUUCAUGUGCGUGGAUUACUUCAUCGUGGCCACAGUCUUUUACGGCUUAAGUCUAAACGGCACCAACUUCAGCGCAGACCCUUUCAUCUACAUGAUUCUUACUGGACUAAUGGAAAUUCCCGCCUAUUCCAUCACUGCACCGGUCAUUCAGAAGUUCGGCCGAAAAAAAACGACCAUCUUUGGCUUCUGCGUCAGUGGUGUUUCGCUACUGGCUCUAGCCUUCAUCCCUGAAGACAUAACGUGGUUAGUAAUGACUUUGGCUAUGGUGGGGAAGAUGCUGAUAAGUGCAGCAUACCAGACGAUAUAUGUCUACGUGAAUGAGCUGUUCCCGACCGUCGUUAGAACGAAAGGAAUGGGAAUUGCUGUCGUGACCUCCAGGUUGGGUUCCAUGCUGUCGCCUUAUAUCACGGAUUACAUAGGCCCCUUAGUUCCCUGGAUGCCUUCCAUGAUUUUCGGGGGCGCCGCCCUUGUAGCGGGAGUCUCGACGAUGUUCCUGCCGGAGACGCUGGGCAAACCGCUUCCCGACACGAUUACGGAUCUCGAGGAUAAUAAGAGGAGGGAAAAAAGAACCGACGUCGAGGGAGACGCAGAGGAGGAAAAACGACUGAACUCCUGAACGAACCAUUUCAUUUGCUGUUCAUCCAUCGCAGCAUCCUGCGUCAACUGCGUCACGUCUUACUGUAUUAUGUUUUGCUUUGUUCUUGACAGUUUUCAUGUUUCUUUUUUAUAAUAAACGAGGAAAAACGAGAAAA